This is a messenger RNA of Andrographis paniculata, 390 nucleotides long. Its product is annotated as late blight resistance protein R1-A-like. NCBI's taxonomy places the organism in Eukaryota, Viridiplantae, Streptophyta, Magnoliopsida, Lamiales, Acanthaceae. Gene Ontology annotation, molecular function: ADP binding. The record is from RefSeq and is a predicted model, not a curated record. Bases 1 to 390 code for a protein of 129 amino acids. The transcript is spliced from 2 exons.
AUGGAACAAAAUCAUAUUCUUGAAAGGCUUACGACAGGACAAUCUGCACUUGAGAUUUCUGUUUGUAAAGACACGCAGGACCAUAGCAGCAGUUUCCUAAGUGCGAGCCAUUUGGGAGAAAUCCUUUAUGAAUAUUUAUUGGUUUGGAGAUAUCUAAUUGUAUUAGAUGACAUACGGACUUGGGAAAUUUGGAAUGGCAUAAGGAAUUUCUUUCCAGAUUUUGGAACUAUGAGUCGAAUCAUUGUAACGAGUAGGCUGUCAAAUGUGGGAACUUAUUUUGGCUUUCCCGGCAUUCAGAUGAGCUUCCUCGACAGAGUUAAAAGUUGGGAAUUGCUUCGUGAAACUAUAUUUGGAACAGAGGGUUGUCCUAAUGAACUUGAGAGAAUGUAG